UCGAACCAUUUACGAAAUCUUGGUUUUUCAUCUAGCUAGCUAGCUCGAUUGAUAUACUUUUACCGUGUUUGGAUUUUGGAAGGAUCCCCGUGCCAACUACCCCCGGCCACCUCCCCCGGUGGGUGCAUGUAUAAAAUGUAUGGCUCUAGUUUCUUCCGUAACAAUGCACCAUACCGACACCAUUCAAUGCCCCAUUUAUCAGCGAGCUGGGGUUUUUUUUCCUUCUUUCUUUCUCGUCACUGUCCCAAUUAAAGACCAAAUGGACGAACAUCAAUCGUUUCUUCCAUUCUUCCAUGGAUUGAAUCUCAAGGGUGAAUCCGUACUUCGUAGUGACGAUCGAGCAACGAGAGCAUUCAAACCUCAGUCCAAACCACCCAAAAUCAUGAGUCAAAUUUCCCUCAAUCACCCUCACUUCAAUUUACCCGAAUUGAGUAAAACUGUAAAAAAAAAACAAAAAAAAAACAACCAAACCAGUGAAUUCUACUCCCUCCGCUACCUACCUCCUCCUAGUUGUUUGCAUGGUUUGGCCAAUAAUAUCCAUCCACCAUUAUAAAGCCAUCAAUUUCCCCAGUCUUUUCUUUCAACCAUAAACGAACAACCGUACUACUGUCUACUCAAACCAAACCAACCCCCAAAGACAUUCACUUCACCACAAAAUGGGCGACGUCGCCGCCGCCGCUGGGCCGGAGCUUCGAGUCGUCAUGGUACCUUCCCCCGGCCACGGCCACCUCAUCCCAUUCGUCGAGUUAGCCAAACGCCUCCUCCACCGCCACAGCUUCUCCGUCACCAUCAUGGUCCCCGACAACGGCACCGGCAUGAAACCCCAGCGCGACCUCCUCCAGUCCCUUCCCGCCACAAUCUCCCCUCACUUCCUCCCGCCGGUCAGCCUCUCCGAUGUCCCCGCCGACGCCAACGUCAUCACCCGCGUCACCCUCACCAUGAUCCGCUCCCUCCCUGCCAUCCGCACAUCCUUGAAGACCCUGCUAACUCCGUCGGCCGCCGGCGGUGGCCGGGUGGUGGCCGUCGUCGUCGAUUUCCUCAGCGCCCACGCCCUCCACGUGGCGGCGGAACUCGGCGUACCUCCUUACGUUUUCUACACGUGUGGCGCGUUCCACCUCACCCUGGGGCUGAAAGCCCCGGAGCUCGAGGAGACCUGCCCGGGCGAGCUCAGAGACCUGCCCGAGCCUCUGGAGCUGCCCGGUUGCAUCCCGCUCAGUGGACGGGACCUGCCCGAACCUUUUCUCGACAAGAAGAACGAUGCUUAUAAGUGGAUGGUCGAGGUCCACAAGGAGAUCGCGACCAACGCCGUUGGAAUUAUGGUCAACGGGUUUGUUGACUUGGAGAGUGGAAUUUUCAAAGCUCUGGCCGAGGAGCGUGGUCGGACCGGAUCCGGCCCAUUGAUCUAUCCCAUCGGCCCGGUACCACGGCUCGAGUCGGAUGACCCGACCGAGAUGGGGACCGUCUCGAUCGAGUGUCUCAAGUGGUUGGAUAAGCAGCCAGAGGAUUCCGUCCUGUUCAUCUCGUUCGGGAGCGGAGGGAAGCUCUCCAAGGUGCAACAAGACGAGAUAGCGUUCGGGCUAGAGAUGAGCGGGAAGAGGUUCAUCUGGGUGGUUAAACCGCCCGGGGAUUACAUGAUCGAGAAAUCGAUCGAGUCAUCGAACAAUCCUUCGAGUUACUUACCGGAUGGGUUUCUGGAGCGGACCAAAGGGGUCGGCUUGGUGAUUCCCGGGUGGGCUCCUCAGGUUCGGAUCCUGGGCCACGGUUCGACCGGUGGGUUCAUGAGCCACUGCGGGUGGAACUCGAGCCUGGAGAGCAUUGUGAACGGGGUGCCGAUCAUCGCGUGGCCGAACCACGCGGAGCAGCGGAUGAAUGCGGCGUUCUUGGCAGGGGAUGCGAAGAUUGCCCUGAGGAUGGAUACGAGCGAAAAGAAUGGAAUCGUGGGGAGAGAAGACAUUGCUGGAUUCGUUAAGGCUGUGUUGGAUGGGGAAGAAGGGAAGCUGCUUAGGAGCAAUGUGAAGGAGCUGAAGGCUGCUGCUGCGAAUGCCAUUGGAAGCGACGGGUCGUCCACCAAAUCGCUGGAUGAAGUGGCGAAGUUGUGGAUGAAGCAGAGUUAGAACAGAACAGAGUGAUUGAAAUUAUUCCCGGUUUGUGAUUUGAAUUAAUAAAUGUUGUUGAGCUUGAUUAAUUUGAGAUUGGUGGGUUUUGCAUGUUUUGUUUUGUGGGAUUAAUAGUUUGGGAUUUUGGUGAUUGGAUAAAUGAUGGAAUACUUUGGGAUUUGGUUAGAUUAAUGAUUGGAUUAAUAAGUGAGAUUAAUUAAU
Messenger RNA from Linum trigynum, 2318 nucleotides. The record is from the annotation of a GenBank genome assembly. NCBI's taxonomy places the organism in Eukaryota, Viridiplantae, Streptophyta, Magnoliopsida, Malpighiales, Linaceae.